CGCCAUCUUUUCUGCUGAGAUGAUGCGACAAUUUUUGCCAACGCCAAAAGGCUACUAAGAUCAUGAGUGUUUCUUCGACAUAGUGAAAUUUUAUACUGCGAAAAUGAAAUAGAUAAGGAGUUUUGAAAACUCAAACAACAAAAUGAAAUUGUUAUUUCACAGGUCACCCAAGCGUAACAUAAGAGUUUGCAUCUGGAUAACUGUGGCUAACUUGAAUAGAAGAGUUUGUAUGGAGAUCAGGAGUCAGGACAUUAAAUUCGUUCAAUGUAUGGGUAAUUUAGCGAAUAAAGACUCUUGAGCAUUCAAUGGUGUCAUUUUUUCUCACCCUGGAGAGUUAAAACGAGAUUUGAGCCAAUUUUGAAAAAUUUUUCUCUUAUUAUAACACCGUAGGACAAAUUUGUCAAAAUUCGCUCAAAUCUCGUUUUAACUCUCCAGGGUGAGAAAAAUGACACCAGUGAAUGGUCAAGAGUCUUUCUUCGGUAAAUUACCCAUACAUUGAGCAAAUUUAAUGUCAACUCCUGAUCUCCAUACAAACAGUUAUUUUUUAGCCAGAGUUAUCCAGAUACAAACUCUAAAAUUACGCUUGGGUGACUUGUGGUUAUUCGGGUUGAUUAAAGAAAGCACUACCGUAAUUUUGCUGAUUUAAUAUCUCUGCUGUCUUCCCAUAUUUCCAGCUAAACUCUAAAAUGUUCUCAAAUAUUUAUCAAAUCAGUCUUAAACAUAUUUAAAGCUAGAGAUAUUGUUUGAGUUCGAUGUACGUUUUUACACGAAAGAGCUAGCGUAAUUGAAGUUCAAUUUUGUCAUGUUUAGCUACAAAACACGGAUCGGCGGGCGCUCUUUUUCAUCGACAACCAGCGAUUAAUUGGAUUUUUACGCAAACAAAACUGAGCAGUAUUUACAGACGAAAAUUCUUAAGCCUUGAUGAGGCAUCACGUGUUGCUUGCAAUUGAGACGAAACUCAAACAAGCAAAAUUUUAUUACUUUUCGGUCCCGAUAGACUCUAUGGCGAAAUCCUUGCAAGCGUGUGGCAAGAGGAGGGAAACUUUGAAGUUCUUAAACGCUGCUAUAUCAAAUAUAUCCAGCUAAUUUUUUGCUAUGUUAUGGAAAAACUGUUGAUCUUCAACAUAUGUAAAAUUUAGAGAGGAGUAAUGUAGAGUUCUCGUAAAAGAAGACGCGGAACACAACUUGUUCAUGAUAAGUGGGACAUGCCUGCAUUCGACACUGUCGUACUACACUCAAAUUUGAGCAGCUUACGACGAAAAUACUCAAGUGAUAUUCCAACAGACAAAAUAGUAUUGAGUUGUGGGCCAAAAACACAAAAAAGCCUUUAAAAAUACGCCACUGGUGGCUCAAAAAUAAAGAAAGAAAACUUGAUUUCCGGUUAGUUGAGAGGAAAUUUUUGGCAGCCAUUAAUCUCACCGAGGCGCGGAGAAAAAGGAAGGAAAGCCUUUUCCUUUCUUUUUCCUUCUCCUUACCUUGGAAAGCUAGCGUGAAAUAAAUUUUUCGGCGGGAAAACUUUUUAGCGGAAACGUUUUUGCAUAUGGAGAAUCUUAAAAAUUAGAACCCGCAAUUGCGAGGCACACUCGAGAGCACUUCGCAACGGUAAAUCUAUCUUGACAGCUUGUAUCUACCGUAAUGCUCAACAGUGUGACAUCAUGCACGCAAUCAUGCGCACAAACCUUACGGGGUCAAUCUAUUUCGAAAGUUGUUGCAAGAAACUUCAUGGGAGACUUGCAAGAAAAUUUAAUCAGGUCGGGCAAAAAGCUUGUCGCUCCUGUAGCAAAUGACGUCCAAAGCGACUGUGUUCAAGAUCCAGAAAUCGUGGCAGAAGAAGAGGCUUUCGACAACGAGAACCUAGUGAUAGAGCGGCGAGGUGAACAUCAUGAACCCGCGGAGCUGCAAAAGGGAUUAACCGUCUUCACGGCCGCAGUGUUCAUCACUGGAGAAAUGGCUGGCAGCGGUAUUUUAGCACUACCUGCCGCCAUUGUAGGAGCAGGUUUGACAGGCUUUGCUUUGCUAAUUCUGUGUUGUUUUGCCUCUGGAUAUUGCGGUACGGUGCUAGGAAGAUCCUGGGCGACUUUACGUGAUCGUCAUGACGAGUACAAGGGACAUGUGCGGUAUCCAUACCCAGCCAUUGGGGAGAAGGCUCAUGGAAGAUGGGCAUCUGUUGCUGUUACUGUUUGUAUCAACGUCACACUUAUAGGCGUGUGCGUGGUGUUUCUUAUCUUGGCAGCAGGAAACAUGUCAAGUCUGGUUAAUCUGCCUGUGCAUGGUGAUAUUGGAAAAACUGGUGAAUUGCGUAUUUGGCUUGUAAUUUGCUUUGCAGUCCUACUUCCUUGCUCCUGGCUUGGCACGCCCAAGGAGUUCUGGGGGAUAGCUGUAGGUGCUAGUUUGGCGACGGCCGUGGCUUGUUUGAUGAUCUGCGUGUGUAUCGGAUUGGAUUUGCCGACCGAUUUGAAAACCGUUCAACAGCCUACUGUGAACUUCGAGAGUUUCUUUUCAGCUUUUGGAACAAUUCUGUUUUCCUUUGGUGGUGCCUCGACCUUCCCAACCAUUCAGACAGACAUGAAGAAAUCCUCCAGGUUUGCGUUGUCCGUUUUCUGGGCUUAUAUUGGCGUAGUCAGCAUGUACCUGCCUGUGACAGUGCUUGGCUUUGUGGCAUACGGCAAGGACAUCACCUCGAACAUUCUCGACAGUGUGGGUCAUAACCAGCAUAAUACGUCUGCAGGAAUGUUAGAUGUAGUGCUGGCGCUCAUUACGCUUCACUUGCUGUUCAGUUUUGUGAUUGUGGUAAAUCCAGUGUCACAGCAGUUAGAGGAACUUUUGAGUAUACCCCAAGGUGAGUAACCAUGGUAACCUAGUUUAGUCAGGAGAACAGGAGUUGGCCUCUUUGGGAACGGACUCGUUGCAGAAGGAGCGCAGAUCGGUGCCCUAGCUGCUGCAUAUCAAAGCACAGCUUUUGCACCAGUAUCACUUUUGUUGUACUAUCCCAUGAAAAUUCCUGGUUUGAAAGAGGUUUAAGUAGGGAAGGUAAAUAGGGUGUGGUCAAGAAAACUGCUACUCCGCCUCUUCGCCUCGUUACUUACACACCCUGCAGUAAGUUGCUAGCUUACUUUGAUAAUUAAGUAACGUGCCUUUGUUAAGAAGGAGUUACCCAGAUGUCUUUAAGAGUGAAUGCCUACAAAAAUGGACCUAAAUCGCCUAUCAAUGGCACAAGUCGAAAAA
This is a messenger RNA of Orbicella faveolata, 3225 nucleotides long. RefSeq lists its product as uncharacterized. Gene Ontology annotation, cellular component: vacuolar membrane. Lineage: Eukaryota; Metazoa; Cnidaria; Anthozoa; Scleractinia; Merulinidae. The record is from RefSeq and is a predicted model, not a curated record. Gene Ontology annotation, biological process: amino acid transmembrane transport. Gene Ontology annotation, molecular function: L-amino acid transmembrane transporter activity.